GUAUGAGUUCAUAGUACACAACAAAACACUAGAUCUUUUCCUCCUUUGUGUUGUGUCACAACCACACAACAUUCAUCUUUGGCAUUGACGUGGAAAACGAAGAAUUACUUGGCAAUGAGGAUAGAUUUUGAAGAUGAAGCAGCAGCUCAAUUGAUUACUUCUGAUCUCACUGACCUUGCUUUGGCUGCUAAUAACUUCAUUCUGCUUGGUGUCUCAGGUUCUGGAAUCUCCGUCCUCCAACUAAUUGCGUCUAUUGCUGCUAUUUAUUUGUUGAUUUUGGAUCGUACAAACUGGAAGACCAACAUUUUCACAUCACUACUCAUUCCCUACAUUUUCUUAAGCCUUCCCUCUUGGAUUUUCUCCAUCUUCAGGGCAGAGAUUGGGAGAUGGAUUGCUCUCAUUGCUGUUGUAUUACGACUUUUCUUUCCAAGACACUUCCCUGAUUGGCUGGAAUUACCCGCCGCUUUGAUUCUUCUUAUUGUUGUUGCUCCCGAUCUAUUUGCAAACACCUUUAGAAGUGAUGCAGUUGGCGGCGUGGUAGUAUGCCUUAUCAUUGCAUGUUAUUUGCUGCAAGAACAUAUUCGGGCAUCCGGUGGCUUUAGAGAUUCAUUCACAAAAGCUUAUGGCAUGUCAAAUACAAUUGGCAUAAUUCUUCUGCUAAUCUACCCCAUCUGGACAUUGGUUCUCUAUAUUACCACAUAGGCAUAAACAUAGGGUGGAGUUUGUAUUCGGCUGAUUUAAGUGUAAUAAUUUGGCUUCUAUGUUGUUCAUUUGAUCGAAACCGAUAUCUAGGAACUUACACAUGUGCCUAUAGUUGGUAUGUGUAUAAAUAUGAAGUGAAUCAUUAGUGGAAGACUUUUUAGCUUCAACAAUCCUUAAAAAUAUGAUUAGCAAUGCUGUAUUUUUGUAUCUUGUGUAUUCACAAACUGAUUAUUGUACUUGGAAAUCAUAAUUUGGUUAGCCUGUGGAUCAUAUAUCAUUGUGUUUCUUGAAGUGCAGACCUUGCUACUUCAGUUGGAGAAAA
Medicago truncatula (barrel medic) is the source of this 1024-nucleotide messenger RNA. RefSeq names its product cold-regulated 413 plasma membrane protein 1. Lineage: Eukaryota; Viridiplantae; Streptophyta; Magnoliopsida; Fabales; Fabaceae. The coding region runs from base 115 to 702 and encodes 195 amino acids. The transcript has 4 exons. Gene Ontology annotation, cellular component: membrane. The record is from RefSeq and is a predicted model, not a curated record.